CACUAGAUGGCUCUGCCUCACCUGAUUUGACCUUUACUUGAAUUGGUGAGAGAAUGUAUUUUUACUAGUGCUAUAAAUAUCGAUGAUUAUUUUUAUUAUAAACAUCAUAAUUACUCUAAUGUUAUAAACAUUAGUAACAGCAAAAUAAGAUAAUGUAAAAUAUUUUCAUGAAUUAAAGAAAAGGGUAAACAGGCAGUACAGGUACAAGUGUAGCCAUCUAUGUGUGAAAACAACUAAACAAGUAAACUCACAGUGGGCUCGUCACGUAUACGUGACACCCUGUGCGAAUGGGUGAAAAAAAAUAAAAAGAGGAGAGAGAGAGAGGAAGGAGAGAGUGAGUGAGGAGAGAUAGAGAGAGAGAGAGAGAGGAAAGAGAGAGAAGGAUAUCAUCAAUAAACUAUAAAUUCAAGUACAGUUGAUAAAUACUAAAGUAAAAUAUCUUUUUUAUACAAUUGGCAGAAAGAAUAAAUUUUUAAAAAUGUUCUUGCCAUUCUUCAUACCAAUUCCAAUACCUCUUAGUAUGUGUAGUCAGAGAAGAUCAUGUGGAUACCAAGUUCAACCAGUGGUGAUGCUGGGAAGUCUCCCAAAUGACUUCCUUCGUGUGGCCCCAACUCAAGCUCAGUCACAGGAAGAGGCAGAUCGUGCAGCUGCUAUGCAUCUUCAGCAACAGAUGAUAGCUCAGUCACGGCAUUCUGCUGUAGGCCGUCUGCAGGUGUCAAUUGUGUCUGCAGUACUAAACAAGAACUACGGUAUGACACGCAUGGAUCCCUAUGUUAGAAUGAGAAUAGGUCACCAAGUAUUGGAGACACAGACAGAUGUCAAUGGUGCAAAAAAUCCACGCUGGAAUAAAACCUUUCAAGUGUACCAAUUGCCUAAAGGUGUGAACACAAUCCAUAUAGAAAUAUUUGAUGAGAGAACCUUAACAGAUGAUGAGCUUAUUGCUUGGGUCCACCUACAAAUCCCAGAAGUUGUUUUCCAGGGUGAAACUGUUGAUGAAUGGUACAGUCUAAGUGGAAAACUAGGCGAGAGACAGGAGGGUAUGAUCAAUGUCGUGAUAUCUUAUACGACUGCACCUGCUACUGUAACACCAGUAAUGAUGAUGCCAGGGAUGUACCAAUACCCUGGUUAUACUUCAGUGCCUGUAUAUACCCUACCACCUGCUCAGCAACCAGCUUCAGCAGUACCACCAAGACAAAUUUCAGAGGAAGAACGGAAGCAGCUUGAAGAGAUGUUCCCAUCUGUUGAUGCAGAGGUAGUGAAGUCUGUCCUAGAGGCUUCUCAAGGGAACAAAGAAGUUGCAAUCAAUUCUCUCCUUCAGAUGCAGGAAUCCUAAACCUACCUAUUCUAUAGUCAUGAUGUUAAGUACAGUAAGUCCAUAAAUGAAAAAGUGGGAAUAUGAGAAGUCGCAUGUCUCUGUGAAAUCACAUUUAUCUCCAGGACAUUCUUGUUUUAUUUCAAGAAAAUAUCACAUAAUAUUGAUGUUUAAUUGCUAGAACUGUAUGGUACUUGAAUCAUAUUGUCUUCAAACAAGGGUGUCGGAUCAUUAAUUUUAUGUUUGUUCUUAAAAUCUGAAUAUUGUAAGAGAUAAUUAUCCAUUGGUUUUACAAUCCCAUCUCAUAUAUAGGAAUUUGAUAAAUCUUUGGAUAUCAUUGGUUUAAAUGUUGUUAAUUCUACAUAUAGUAAGUAUAUAAAUCCUGUUGAAAUAUGUUCAUUAUGGGAAUGUGUAUAUUGGAACUGUAUGAACUUGAUGCAACCAGGAUAGCAUGUACUUUUGUGACAAGCUCACAGUGAGUUUAUUGUAUUAAAUGUAUAUAUGCAUAGAAAGCU
Molecule: messenger RNA, 1827 nt
Organism: Penaeus indicus
Lineage: Eukaryota; Metazoa; Arthropoda; Malacostraca; Decapoda; Penaeidae
Product: toll-interacting protein B-like
Exons: 7
Coding region: 479-1333 (284 amino acids)
Biological process (GO): ubiquitin-dependent protein catabolic process
Cellular component (GO): cytoplasm
Molecular function (GO): ubiquitin conjugating enzyme binding; ubiquitin binding
Source: RefSeq, a predicted model, not a curated record